CACCAACCUGGAGUGUUGGAUACACUCAAGGACUUCAACUCCGAGGCUUGAAGACCCAGGGCCAGGGAUCGAAAGGGCGCUAGUCUGUUAACUAACAAGAUGCGAAAAAAUCAUCACGGCUAGCGCUGGCUGCGUCAGGCUGGAUCGACUGGCUCAGUGGUUCGCCCCCUCCCCGUAGGUUUCCCAGUCUCUGGCUGCCCACCGAAAUGGCUCCGAUGGGCAGAGAUGGCUGGAGCGGCCUUGAUUGGGCAGCGUGCAGGCUGCCUGCGAGCCUGAGAGACAAUGAUAAAGCUCUAUUCGCCAUGUCUGGAAAGUUAAAAAGGGCCCUGGAUGUAACCUCACCACCUCGUCCUCCCUGUCGUCCCUGCAGGCGGAUCCUCUUGCUGAAUUUUCUCCCUCUUUAAUUCAUUACAUCCCCGGCCAGGUCAUCAGUUUGACCUCGUCUCGUUGCUCUUCUUGUCUGUUGACAAAUAGUUGCGCAGUGUGCUCUGUGCAAUUGAGCAGACUCGAAACUCAGAGACACGACCUUCACCUAGACCCCGGAUCUUUCACCUUCUCGGUCAACGCUCACCUCGGCGCAUUGACCUUCGGUGUGUCGCAGCUCCUGCCACAGACCGCAAGACGUCACCGGAGCCCCGACUCCUUCCCGAGUAAGUGCCGCCGUCCUUUAACGUCACCUUCCGUCAGGUCCCUCAAGGUUGCCGGCGCGGAAGUGGAGUUUCGCCGACUUCGUCCGGGGAUCUUGCGAAAUUCAACUUCAUCUCGACUACAACUCUCUCGCGAAAACUCUCUGUUCUCGUACUAACUUUUAUCCCAGGCUCCCUUAUCAUCCAUCUCAUCUGGGUAUUGUAGUGACUCAAGAUGGGUCUCUUUGGUCGCAAGAAGGAGACUGAGUCUCCUUCGGAUAUCGUCUCGCCCACAGCCGAUCUCACCUCCGCAGAGAAGAAUGCUCCUCUCUCCCAAAGCAGCCCUCCUCCUCCCACGUAUGAGUCCAACAGCAUCUUCGGCGAAAAGUCGCCUGGUGUUGCGAGAAUCGAGGCCCUCUCUGCCGCCAUCACCACUACCGACCGCUACUUCAUCUUCUUCGGCGUCUUCCUAGUGGCCUACGCCUACGGUCUUGAUGGAACCCUCCGCUACGCCUACCAACCCACCGCCACGAGCAGCUACGCUACGCACUCCCUUCUGGCUACUGUUAACGUCCUUCGCUCCGUCAUCGCCGCUGCUGCCCAGCCCACAUCCGCCAAGAUUGCCGAUGUUUUUGGUCGUGUCGAGCUCAUCUGCGUCUCUGUUAUCUUCUACGUCGUUGGUACCAUCGUCGAAGCCUGCGCCACCGAGGUUAAGGCCUUCGCCGCCGGCGCCGUCGUCUACCAGGUUGGCUACACUAUGAUCAUGCUGCUUGUCGAGGUCAUCAUCGCCGAUAUUACCUCCACCCGCGCCCGUCUGCUGUUCAGUUACAUUCCUGCGCUUCCUUUCAUCAUCAACACCUGGGUCAGUGGUAACAUCUCCGCCAAGGUUCUCGGCGAAAGCACCUGGCAGUGGGGUAUCGGCAUGUGGUGUAUCAUCUACCCUGUCUGUGCCCUUCCCCUCAUCAUCAGCCUGUCCAUUGUCGGCCGCCGCGCUAGGAAGCAGGGACUGCUCGACUCUUACUCGUCUCCUUUCCGCAUGCUCGGCCCCAAGAAGUUCCUCAUUGAGUUGUUCUGGCAGCUCGACGUCAUCGGUAUCAUCCUGGUUAUCGCCAUCUUCGCCUUGAUUUUGGUUCCUCUCACCAUUGCCGGUGGCUUCUCGACAACGUGGCGCGAGGCUCACGUCAUUGCCCCCCUCGUCAUCGGUAUCCUUUGCAUCCCGGUCUUCGCCGUGUGGGAGAUGAAGGCCAAGCACCCUCUCGUUCCCUUCAAGUUGAUGCGCGAUCGUGGCAUCCUGGCCCCUCUCGGUAUUGCACUGGGUCUUAACUGGGCUUGGUACAUGCAGGGAGACUACCUCUACACCGUCUGUAUCGUUGCUUUCGACUUCAGCAUUGCGUCCGCUACCCGGAUCACGUCGCUCUACUCCUUCUGCAGUGUCAUCACCGGCUUCAUCCUGGGCUUCAUCGUCUUCAAGGUCCGCCGCCUCAAAUACUUUAUCAUCGCUGGUACCAUGCUCUUCAUGGUCGCUUUCGGUCUGUUGAUCCACUACCGUGGUUCUCCUACCUCCGCCGGACAAAGCGGUGUCAUCGGUGCCCAGGUCCUUCUCGGUAUUGCAGGUGGCAUGUUCCCCUAUCCUGCGCAAGCCUCGCUCCAGACUACUCUGAAGCACGAGCACCUUGCAAUCAUGACCGGUCUUUACCUCUCCACUUAUAACAUUGGAUCUGCCUUCGGCAACACAGUAUCUGGCGCUAUUUGGACUCAGGUUCUGCCUUCCGUCCUUCAAGAGAACCUUGCACCCUUUGGUAAUGACUCUCUGGCUACCGUAACCUACGCCCAGCCUUUUGUUGCCAUCGCCGAGUACCCCGUUGGAACCCCCGAGCGCGCGGCCAUAAUCGACUCGUACCAGCACGUUCAGCGUCUUCUUACUAUUACCGGUAUCUGCUUGACAGUCCCUCUUAUCGCGUUCGCCUUCCUCCUGAGGAACCCCAAGUUGAACGACCAGCAAACUCUUGCGGUUGACGACGUCCAGAUCCGCCCUGCGGAGAACAAUGACAACCUGCCUAGCAAGAUCUAAGCAUCGAGUUUGGAUGUACCAAGACUGUUGAUGUAAUGAUUUCACGUAAUUGAUUUAUGGAUAUCCGAAACCCUGUACGAGGCACGAUGAGUCGAGUCUUCAUUUAGAGAUCGUGGUUAGAGAUACCAUUCACAGAAAGAUUUAGUCGUAAUUUAAUAUCCUUCCCAAUUCACAAUCAACCCUCACAAUGCCUGGUUACGUCUGCGCUUAACCAUAACGGCCACUUCUCUAUCACGCAGAAUAUGCCAAGACUGACUUGACGUCGCUACUGCUUACUUGCGUCUGUGCCAGCCUCCGUUGACACCGCACUUUGAGCCCUCCCCCGCACGCAACAACCCGAC
Messenger RNA from Colletotrichum scovillei, 3038 nucleotides. Its product is annotated as major facilitator superfamily transporter. Gene Ontology annotation, biological process: intracellular iron ion homeostasis; transmembrane transport. NCBI's taxonomy places the organism in Eukaryota, Fungi, Ascomycota, Sordariomycetes, Glomerellales, Glomerellaceae. The record is from RefSeq and is a predicted model, not a curated record. The transcript has a single exon. Gene Ontology annotation, molecular function: siderophore-iron transmembrane transporter activity. Bases 862 to 2697 code for a protein of 611 amino acids. Gene Ontology annotation, cellular component: vacuolar membrane; endosome.